AUGGCUUGGGCAGGUUAUCAGUCCGGUCCAUAUGCACAAGGACACAAGGGCUCCAAAGGCAAGUGGUCCAAAGGUGCAAAUGGCAAGAGCGGUCACAGUGAAAAGGAGGUACUGCCCGUGACUGUCGCGUAUCUUACAGCUGGUGAGCCUGUGGACGUCUUUCAUCGCUAUUGCCAGGACCCAAAUGGCUACUUCAUGGCACAGACUGGCUCCUCGGGCCUCCUGCAUCCGAGCAUUGGAAAGACGGACGCGUGGACUACGGCUGUGGUGAAUGAGCACUGGGAUGCACAGUACUACAACCCCCAGGAUUACAACACGUGGGUCCAGAUCCGGUGGACACAUCCCACAUGGUACAACAGAAGGGGCCACCGCCUGGAUGUGAAGAAUCCUAGCAUGGUGACGCAGAGAGUGAUGCCCGAACAGAUACGCCAGCGGGGGAAGCCUUCGGAGGCACAGCAGCAGCCGAAACUCUCUCUGUUACACAUUCGCUGGGGCGGACAGCAACCAGUGAACCCAGUCACUGAGGGUGCUGGCGGCUGGGGACAAAUUGGAUCCACACCAUCGGACAACUACAUAAACAGUUGGGAGGACAGCGUUUUCCGGGCUUUGGGGCCCAAUUACGAGAUAAUAUCGGUCUUCUUCCAGAACUCGGAGGAGUUGUCGAAAGUCUGCGCUCCGCUUGUGAAGACCCUCCUGCGAGGAGAGCACGUUGGAGCGCUGUACUUUAUGUGGCCGAUUGCCUUCCAGGACGGGCACGAAACUCCUGCAUACGUCCAGAAAGACAAGCAGCUGGACAUGAUGGUCCAGAUGGAGGCUGCUGGCAUCCCCACGCGAUUUCCCCAUGAGUCGCACUUGUACAAGGUCUUCGCAUCAAAGGAGUGGACCAGCCAGAUGUGCCUGCAUCCUCUUCUCCAUGUACCCUUGACCACAAUGGUAGCACGGCAGGCGAUCGCCACGGAUCCAGCGACCGCAGCCUCAGAAGCGAUGAAGGCAUUGAACAACCUGGCCGAGGCGCGCCACAGUUGGAAUGCUCAGCUUGCUCAGCCCGCGAAGGCGAAGCGCGUUGUUAAAGGGGUCGCCAAGUUAGGAUGGAGCUGGGAAGCCAUGGAUGUGACUGCCUGGAAGAAUAAAGAGGAGCUUGAGCUCGCACUUUGCGAGCUGAGUGAGCAGCCUGGAAACCUGUGUGACCAAAUCUUCGUUCAGGAGUGGCUCGAUUUUGACGUUGAAAUGCGACACUUCGUUGUUGAGGCGAACUAUCAGGACCCACAGUCCUGGAAACCAAAGCAAAUUAUUUAUACAGUCUUCAAGUCCAAGGAAGACAACUCCUUUCGAAAUUUUGACAGGUACGAUCGCCUGGGUUGCCUUGGCAAGUGCUUCCAAAACGAUGAUGCUGCUCUGGCAGAUGCCGAGCGUCAGGCUGAGGCUCUGAUCGCCAGGUGGAUCCAGUGGCUUCAGGCUCAGACUCAUCAACUUCCUGUGGUAGUUCGUUUUGACAUUGUGGCAAAGCGUACGGGUCCUGGCAAAGCUGUCGUCCACACCGGAGAGCUCACUGAACUCGGUGGCUGCUUUUUGGGCUGGGCAAAGGGUCCCCAGGUAGUUUUCCCCGCCAUGCUCCGGGCCUGCUUCAAAGACAAGCCCACGGAAGAUGUGCAGAUGGAGCUUUGGUGA
Messenger RNA from Symbiodinium natans, 1668 nucleotides. NCBI's taxonomy places the organism in Eukaryota, Dinophyceae, Suessiales, Symbiodiniaceae. The record is from the annotation of a GenBank genome assembly.